This is a messenger RNA of Anguilla rostrata (American eel), 2153 nucleotides long. Its product is annotated as calcium/calmodulin-dependent protein kinase II inhibitor 2-like. The coding region runs from base 334 to 573 and encodes 79 amino acids. NCBI's taxonomy places the organism in Eukaryota, Metazoa, Chordata, Actinopteri, Anguilliformes, Anguillidae. The transcript has 2 exons. Gene Ontology annotation, biological process: negative regulation of protein kinase activity. Gene Ontology annotation, molecular function: calcium-dependent protein kinase inhibitor activity; protein kinase binding. The record is from RefSeq and is a predicted model, not a curated record.
CCCCUAACAUCGGAACCCGGAUGGAUGACUUCACUAUUCUGCUUGGGUUUCCUUUAUGAUCCUGGGAUCCCCCAGCAUUUCCCUGCAGUCCUUUCCGAAGGGAAAAGUGAAGACAGCGCUCCCCUAUUGUUCUUUACAUCGAACACACACAUCACGGCACUCGCACUGCUUUGGGUCUGCGCCUUGUGAGGCUAGCUGGGAAAAGUAAAUCCAGCCGGAGAUCGUCACAAAAAGGAGGUGCUGCUAUCUUUCAGUGUCUGCGUCUCCUUGAUAAUCGCCAACGAUAUUUGUUUCCCAAAUUGGUGCUUCGAGUCAGCCUCAUUUAGCUCCGUGAUGUCCGAGGUCUUGCCGUACAGCGAGGGGAAAAUGAGCGGGUAUGGAGGGGACGGUGACGUGGGUCAAAUUUCCUUCAGCUGCGGGCUGCAAGAUACAAAUUCGUUCUUUGGAGCAUCGCAAGCAAAAAGACCACCUAAACUUGGGCAGAUCGGGAGAGCUAAGCACGUGGUCAUCGAAGACGACCGGAUAGACGAGGUUCUUAAGGGAAUGACGGACAAAUCGUCCCCUGGCGUUUAAACGUGAGCGAUGCCUUCCAGAUUUAUCAUUUUAAUCACCAGUUUGAAGCACUUGACGGCUGUGCAUGCGUUUGAGAGUUGUGAGACGGAAUGAAGAUGGCAUGAAGCGGAGAAGAGAAACAAAGAGCAGAAAGAGAAAGAAGGGAUGGUACGAAGGGGAUAGCGAGAGGGAAACGUUCCGAGAUUUAUUUUGUGAUUGCUGGCAAUUCUACAAACGAGGCUCGUUUUAAACAAUUGGUGCGCGGGCGGAUGUCGAAGAUGGCUGAUUUCGUGCAGCUCCGUCUUUCAACCUCUGUCGACGUAUAGCAACAGAUGAAUUCGCCAUUUCACCACCAUCUUCUAAAAAGCGCUAUAAAACAACAAACACCAUCAGAACGACCAUGAAGACAACUGGAAACUGAAUCUAAUUUAGAGAACUGCUAUAGCUGUGCAGUAGCUUCUCAAAACCCAUUCAUCAUCUUUCCCUGGUACACCCGUAAAAUAAAAAAGAGCUGUCCAUUUCAGAACUGUACAAAGGCAGACUGCAUUCCGAUUGCUGCUAGCUGAUUGCUUUGGCCAGACUGAAGCUGCUGAAGUCCAGUCUACAACAAAGUCUGUCCGUAUGUAACAAUGGAAAACUGGCGGAAAGACGAGACUUUUAAGGCCUAUACACAUACACAUACACACAUAGGCUACUUAUUUCUCACUUUUUGUCUGUUGACGAAAAGUAGCCUAUUACAUUCCCCCUUUUGUAAUAAAACUUUAGCCUAAAGAUGGGCGCUUGUCAGUUCCACAUCGAAAAUCGGAAUACAGUAUUUCGUUCAACGCUAACAGGGAUAGUUAUACAAACAAACAACAACAACUAAGAAUAAUAAUGGUAAUAACAAUAAUGAACAAGACAUGCGUGAGAAGAUUUUAUUAUCAGUAGUUUUGAUUAUAUGAUUAUUUACGUUUUGUCGUCUUACACAUUGUAACGGUCUUCUUCAUAUCAGCAUGAACUUUUGCUCUGGUGCCAGCGUGGGUGUUUCCACCAUUCUUAAUCACAGUCGGCACGCUUCUUUUUAACCAGAUUCAUAUUUGUAUUUUUAUAUCUAAAUAUUUGUCAUUCAAAAUGAUGUGCUAGUUUAACGUUAUAUGAGUCAUCUAUGAGAAGAUUUAAGCUAAAGAUUGAGCAUAAUGAAGUAUCUAAGAUCGGUUUUGUCCAUCUCAUUCAAUAUCGAGAUUGGAAAGAUGUUAAAGGAGACUUUUUGAAUGUGUCUUGGAUUUUGUACAAAUCAAUGUUAAAUUAUUAUAAAGAAAUAUACUGUGAUUUUCUUUAUGGAGUUAGAAAUUGAGGUUUUUAUCAUUUUUAUUCUAUUCAAGAACAUCCUCAGAUAACACGGUUAUUUGACAGAUUCUUUAAAAAAACAUUAUAGUUGUGAGUUAUUUUUUACUAUUAUUUUUAAAGUGUUAGUUUUGCAUGAGUCCCUUCACAUUUUCAAUAAUUAUGAAAAGAAAGCAAGAAAAUUGUCAUUACAUUCUAAGAAUGAUUCAUUGUAUAUCAUAAUACCAUUUCACUGUAUUUGGUGAAGUAAUAAAUGGUGAUAGAUCCUGUAAAAACUG